CGCCGGCUCGGGUCACGUGCCAGCCUAGCGCGAUGGCGGCGCCCAUGUGAGGAGACCUCGGCAGGUGAGGGAGAGGCGGAGAGAGCGGCGCCGGACCCGCGUCCCCUGGCGGUUCCUGAGGGGGAGGGGGGGGAGCGGAGGCGCGUGGCCUGGGUCUAUUAUGGAUUACACCAAGGUGUGGCCUAUGCUGCAACUAAGGCUUCUCUUUCUCUUCUACGCUCCCAAAAUGUUGAAUUUGGUUUACAUGGGAGUGGAGUGUCCAUGUCUCAUUUGCCUGGUCUGGUGCCAAGUUUGUUGAGUCUUCCUGCCAGUUUUCCUUUCUCUCGCAUUUGGAUCAGAGCUACAAUAGGGCACCCCUCUGUGUUGGGAAAAGAUCAAUCCAUUUAAUAUGUGAUUGUGUUUUUCUUAGAGUGAUUUUGAUAAUAAUAAUAAUAAUAAUAAUAAUAAUAAUAUAUUUGUGUACUGCCCUAUACCUGGAGGUCUCAGGGUGGUUCACAGAAGAAAAUUAAAAUAUAAAACCACCACACACACACACACACACAUAUAUAUAUACUCUCUCUCUCUCUCUCUCUCUCACACACACACACACACACACACACUGCACCAAGUAUGUGUACAUUUGAUGGUAAUAUUGCAAGUGUAUUAUGUUCAUGAAACUACCAUUUUGAAUUCAUUUAACAGGUAAUCUACACGACCUACUCCUGACUGCCUUAUUUGUGUUCUGAGAAUUUUAUGAAGUUGUUUUCUUUGAACAAGUCAUCAUAAAGCACUAAAGAGCAAAAUGAAUAAGAACCUGGAUUGUUUUCUAAGGACAGUGAGACAGCUGCAGGCAUGUCAUUAUGCACAGAGUCCUUUUUCUCGAACCACAAGGAGAGCAUUUGCACUGGGGGUUGAUGGGCCUAAAAGUGCUGCACACAGUAUUUACCCGAGGCGACUCCUGUCUUAUGCAUCUCCUUGCCGGCUGCAAUCAUCUGUUAGAUUUUUUUCUCAAGGUACCCUAAGUAUUAAUACAGACAGUACCAGUGCAAAUGAACAGAAAACUGCUGAUGCCCUCUUAGAUGACCAUGUGCAAGGCCCUGACCUAAUGACUGUUGCACCCACCCAACUUCCAUCUGGUUUCUUGGGAUCCCCAAAGGAAGUCAGAAGUACAGCGGAAGAAAAGGAUGAAGAAAACAUGCCCCAGCAAUUCUUUAAGGACCUUCAAAAAUGUACAUCUCCCAGUGAUGUACUAGACCUGGCUUCAAAAUUUCCAGAUGCUCCAAAGUACGCCAGUAACUGUCUUGCCACUAUGUGGACGCUCACAAAAAAGCUCUCGGAAGAUCAGAAACAUUAUGAGAGACGGUUGAUGUUUGAGCACCCUCAGUUUAGCCAGGUCUGUCAGUGUGUGAUGCAGGAGGCCAAGUACAUGUGGCGUGAUGACUUGGCAUACAGCCUGCUAGCUGUGGUGAAACUGGGAGUCCCACAGAACACCCGGUUGGUUCAGACCUUGCUGAGGGUAUGCCAGGUAAGUCACAGAAAUUCUAUAGUCUUGCACUGAACAUAAGGGAUGAAACCGUAUUUUUCGCUCCAUAGAACACACUUUUUCCCUCUUAAAAACUAAGGGGAAAAGUCUGUGCGUCCUAUGGAGCGAAUGCAGGGGGGAGGCAGGCAGGAAAAGCCCCCAAGAGCCGCACAUAAGCUUCGCGCCAGUCAGUCCCUUCUCCCUCCUCAUAGAAAAGCCAGCAGGAGCCGCGCGCUCCUUAAAGGGUGCUUUUGCGGGAGGUGGGGGAAUUGCCAUAGCCGCGUGCAGCUUCUCCAGCUGGGAGAGGCUGCGCAAGGCUAAAGAAGCCAUGGCAGUGAGCGGGAAUCCUUGGCUUCUUUAGCCACGCUUCUUUAGCCGUACUGGAGAGGUUUAGCUCCUGGCUGGAGAGGUUGCGCGGCUAUGGCAGAAGCCCAGACAGACAGCGGGAUGGAUUCCGCUCGCUGACUUGGCUUCUUUGCUCUUUGGGGCUGGGGGGGGGGGGCUGGGCUUCCCCCGCAGCCCUGAGAAGCUCUGGGAGAAGCGGACAGGCUUUUUUUCUUGAUUUCCCCCUCUAAAAACUAGGUGUGUCUUGUGGCCCGGUGCGUCCUAUAGAGUGGAAAAUACGGUAUAUAGUAGUGAAUUGAGCUCCAGACUUGUCAAUGGGGCCAUUCAUCUGGCAAGCUAAACUAAUGAUUUUAUAAUGAAUACUUUGGUUUUCAAAGUUCUCCCACAUACAUUCUCAUAAUUGGGUAAAAUAGGUCAUAGAGCAGCCCUAACACUCAUUCCUCUUCCAACUCUCCUAUCUGUUACCUCUGAGGCACACAGUCUUGUGAACUCUGUUCUCCACCUGCUCUUUAAGGAGAAUGAGAGAACCACAUAGCCGUUGGCAUAGCAGCCCUGUGAAAAAUGCAAGGUGGUGAUGUGGCACUGCAUGUUUGUGAUUCUUUCCCCAUAGCAGUAGAAACUUGCCAGAUACACAGACCAUCAGAGGCGUGGCAAGCCCUCCUGGUGGACAGGGUGUUGCUGAAGGCUCCUGUUAACUUCUUAAUGCACAUUUUGCACACGGGAAUUUCCACAUUGUAAGAAUUGCCAUACUUACACUUUGAAGAACACAACAGUAAAUAAGGAGUAAUCGCACCAAACAAGUACACUUUGUUAAUUCGACGUAAUUGAGUCAUGGUAAAGCUGGAGUUGAAAAUGCAUUUGUUUAAUAUUUGUUUAAAUGGUAAAAUUUGGAAUGAAUAACUGUCCUUGAGGCUGCAGUUCUCAGACGUACCUCUGAGGAGACGUGCUCCCUUUACGUGAAAGAUUGCUGAAAACCGGGUUUUCUUGUGCAUUGAAUAGGAACGUCUCAAUGAAUUUGAUGACCGAUGUCUCUCAGUUGUUGCAAACACUUUGCAAGGAAUGGAAAAGUCCAAGAAUGUGGAAGCUCUUCAAGUUGGAUUGCAGUAAGGAAAAAAAAUACAUUGACUUCUAAUAGGCAUCAUGCUUGUAAUUGAUAAUAAUUACAAAAACCUUGCUGUAAGGUCACCAGUAUAUGGAUCACACUGGCCAAGCCAUCCCUGUCCAGGAAAGGGCAUAGUUGACAUACCAAGCAAGUUUUGGAAUUCCCUCCUUGUCACAGAGCUCACCUGGGCCUCUAAUGACAGUAAUGGAUCCAGGAGCAACCCGAAGCUACAUAACUGUUCUUUCUUUAACUUACAGUGUGUGAUAUGAUCAGGUGGCGAUGCCUGGGAACAGAUAAGGCAAGCACAAUACCAGUCCCCCACUUAAGAUCAGUAAUGUGUUUUUUCUCUCUUAAUGUUUCAGAAACAAAAUGAUUCCUUUCUGAUGGAGAGUAUAUGACAUCUAAAAUGCCACAUUCAUAUAUUGCCAUUUUUAAAAGGCAUUUCCUCUUAAAUCCAAGGAAACUGUCUUGGUUCUAAGCCUGUGUCUGUCAUCCUUAAUGGACUGGACGAGAGUGAGCAAAUUGAAAUUUAAUCCAGACAUGACAGAGGUGCCCUUGGUCAGUUGGAAGGCCGAACAGGGAAUUCAGCCUGUGCUGGAUGGGGUAACACUCCCUUUGAAGACACAGGUUUGCGCUUUGGGCAGGCUCCUGGAUUCAGCUCUGAGCAUGGAUGCUCCAGGUCUCUUUGGUGGCCAGGAGUGCAUUCACACAGUUGAAGCGAAUGCUCUGGCUGCGACCGUUCCUUGAGAUGUUGAUUUGGUCAUGGUGACACACGCCUUAGUUACAUCCCAUUUGGAUGACUGCAAUGCACUCUAUGUAGGGCUGCCUUUGAAAAGUGCUCAUAAACUUCAGCUGGCUCAAAGAGCUGCAGCCAGAUUGUUGAAUGGGGCUGGUUACAGGGAACAUACAACUCCCUUGUUAUAACAGCUGCACUGGCUACUAAUUGUUUCUGGGCACAAUUCAAAAUGUGGGUUACAACCUAUAAAGCCCUCUGUUUUAGGUCUAAGCAAUCUGAAAGAUUGUAUUCUCUUGUGUGAAGCUGCCCAGUUUCUAUAGUCUUUGGGCAAUUUCCCACCCCUAUGUUUUUAAAUGCUUUUAUUUUGUCUGUAAGCCGUCUUGAGUCCCUGUCACAAGAAGAAGGCAGGGUAGAAAUAAGUUGUUGUUGUUGUUAACUGUCCUGUAUGCUUCUGCCCAUGUCACGUUCUUUUCCUAAGCUGAUUAAAUCCCUUGCUCUUUUCAAAAAAACAGAUUACUGGUCGAGCAGAGAAUCCCCAAAAUCUCAAAUGUGCUUAUGUUGCAAAACAUGAUGAAGGGUCUUGGGAAGGAUGCACCACUCAAGCUUAAGACAAAACUGGAGGUAAAAAAUGGGAGUUAUUUAUUCAGUGAAUCCAGGUAUAGGGCCAUAACCAUUGCUGCAGCUCUGCUUGCAUAAUGGACUUCCUCUGUGCAACAGAGCUUCCUCUUCCACUCCUGUCCCCUCCAGCCUGCUUACAUCCUCAAAACCCAUGCCAGAGGGGUGGGAGACCAACUGGGAAAGAUUUUGGGGGCGCACAGGGGGAGAGGAAAUGGAAAUACUGUUUCACAAGCAAAACACCACUGGCACAGCAUUAGGUAAAGGAAGAGGUAUGUAAGUCAUUCUACGACUAGAAGCUUGUAUUAGAAGCAGUCCCCAAUAUGAUUCCCACACAGCCACAUCCUACAGACCACAACACAUUUUAACAAUGGAGGAAAAGGCUUCCAUUGUUCUGAGGGUUUUGAGAGUGGUAUCAUGUAAUAUAAAUAAUCCAUUUAUUUCAUAUCAUAUUAACCCUCGUAAUUGCAGCUGCACAACACAAGUAAAUGCAAUAUUGCCUGAAGCUCUGGUGUUCCUUUUUCAACCAUUUUGAAAGAAAGCAACUAAUUCUUGCAGUCUCGGUGUAGAAAGAAAGGGGAAAACUGAUAAGUAAUUGGAUAUAGAUAUCUGUUCCUUUAAAAAAAAAUGAUUGGUUUUUUCACAGUUUUAUACAUUUUAACUUAACCAUUUCAAACAUUAAAAUACAAGGUUCUUUUGAACCUUCGGACCCCCUUCCCUCCCUCCAUGGGUUCCAUGUUUAAGAUUAAAUUUGCUGCAUUUUUUACCCUUAUCCAUCUAUUAAAUAUCCAUGGUUUUCAUAAGCAAUUCCACAUUACAAGUGUCAUUACAUCCCUGCUAAUGAUUUUAACCGUUUACAGGGGUCUUUAAAUAAAUUCAAAUCAAAUAUCCUUUAUUAGGCAUAGCAAACCACACAUUAUCAAACAGACACCGUAUACAAAUUGUGCAUAUUAGGACAAUGAUAUUUCUGUCUCAUUCAAAUCUGUUUUGCUUCAGAACAAGAUUUUGUAUCACAUAGACCAACUUACUGUCCCAAAUGCUCAGCACAUGUUCACCUUGCUGGCUGAAAUGAAUUACCGCUCUGUUCCAAUCCUGAAUGCCUGCAGUAACAAAAUAAUAGGUAAGUCAGAAAGAAUGUAAGAAUUUUUGUCUUUAAUUUUUUUUUAAAAAAAUCUUGCUUAAACUAAAGGAGGACAACAGUUUAAUAAGAAUGUAUGGAGAGCAGAGCCAUCUGUCAAGGAACACAAGAAGAAGAGAGAAACAGGGAUUUGGGACAGUCAAAGGAGAACUGUUCUCUGCAACUCUGCAUGUAGGUAUACUCUGUUUGAAUCUGUCCAGUUGCCAUGGUUUGAGAGGGUUGGUCCAAAAUAAUAUGGACCAGGAUCCAAGGAACUAUGCAGCUAAUUCUGUGAGUCCAAGUGUGUAGUGGGUGGGCUCAAUUUACUUUGUAACUGCAGCCCCCACUAUCACAUGACAAGCAGAAUUUGCAACAGAGGAAUGUUUUGAGAACGGUUUGUUGUAUGGCAUGGCUUCCGCUGUUCAAAGGAGGAAUAUCAAAAAACUCCUGGGUUAUCUCUGGUCCCUUUUAUUAUCUUAAGCAGCUCCUUGGUUCCAUUACCUUUAUGUUUUGCUGUGAUUUUAGGUGACAUUUCUUUUAACAAAUGAAAUACAUACUUCCAUCUCAAGGGUUACUUCAAUGCAGUUAGUGGAAUUUCCAUUUUUAUUUUUGUGUGUGUAUCAGAGAAUAUCUCUGGAACUCCCUUCCGGCGUCUGCUGAAUAUUCUGAGGUCCUGCAAAGACCUCCUGUACCGCAACAGCAAGCUUUGUUCUGCAAUAGCGGAUUAUGCAGCAUCCGUCUUCUAUAUGUGGGACACAAAGCAGGUAAACUUUGGGAUAACAAUAUUAAUUUGCACAUUUUUGGCAUUUUAAAUAGAAAAUCGAUGCCAAUAUGGAGCUGGCUGUAGACUUCAGUAGUUGUAGUUCUCAAACUACAUUCAUUCAAGCGUUAACUUCUCAGCAUUUUGAUUUACAUGUAAUGCUAAGGCAUGGUUUAUUAAACUGGUUUAUUGGAUUGUCCAAACCUGACCCAGCAGUUUAACCAUGGUUUAUUAACCACGAAGAAGCUUAUAAACCUUGAUUUGCAUUAGCUGUGGCUUUUUGUUAGGGAUGCGGGUGGCUCUAUGGGUUAAACCACAGAGUCUAGGACUUGCCGAUCAGAAGGUUGGCGGUUCGAAUCCCUGCGUCAGGGUGAGCUCCCGUUGCUCGGUCCCUGCUUCUGUCAACCUAGCAGUUCGAAAGCACAAAGUGCAAGUAGAUAAAUAGGUACCACUCCGGCGGGAAGGUAAACAGUGUUUCCAUGCACUGCUUUGGUUCGCCAGAAGUGGCUUAGUCAUGCUGGCCCCAUGACCUGGAAGCUGUACGCCAGCUCCCUCGGCCAAUAAAGCGAGAUGAGCACCACAACCCCAGAGUCGGUCACGACUGGACCUAAUGGUCAGGGGUCCCUUUACCUUUACCUUUUUUGUUACCUGCAAACAUGGCCAAUAUCUGCUGGGAUAAUCUAACUCUGAAGAUAAUCCAACUCUGAAUAAUGAGGCCCAGACACCAGAUUCACCAGGGCAACCUGACAGUAAUCCAAUUCAUUGCAGUAAUCUAGUCCAGAUUGUGUUUACUGGCAGUGCUGUUUUGCGGAGCAAUCUUAACCCUUGAUCAGUCUGCUUCUGCGAGUGAGGGAGGUCUGGCAUCAGCAGGAAAGUCCUGCCAGCAAGGAGUGCCCCAGUGUACCCACCCAAGAGGCAGGUGGGUUUAAGCCACCUCCCGUGGUCUUGCUGACAGCAGUAGCCUGUGGAAACCCCCCGACAUGAGGCAGGAUUGAGCCACCACGUGAUCUUCUGCUUCCAUCUUAUGAGGGCAGCGUGAGCAAUCCUGGCCUCUCUGCUGUGUCAGCUAGGGACAUUUUUUCCUCGCUCCACCCCGCAACCUGUCCUGGCCAGUGUGAGCACUGCUGCCAACUGGCAUUAGGAUUGCAUCUUUAAUCUGAUGUUCCAAAAUGAAGGGGGGGUUGUCUAAAAUUAGAUACAGGGGGCACAGCAGAGGAGGUGGUGGGAAAUUAAGGAAGCCAUAAGCUGGGCAAGAAUGUGCAUUUGUUUCAGUUACACAUAUUUCAGCUGAAUAUAGUUUUAUAUUAAGAAAAGUCUUCAGCCCAGUUGUCUCAGUAGCGCGCUUGAUAUAUGCAUAUUAUGCUGACUUCUCUUUUGAUUUCAGGUAGUCCUGUUUCUUUCUGCCUUUGAGAAUGUUGGCUUUCGACCCGUUGAUCUGAUGGAUGCGUUUGCUGAGAAAGUGACGUCCGAUCCUGAAUGCUUAAGCAUGAAGGAUCUUGUGACUGUUCUGCGAGCCUAUUCUUCUCUCAACCACACCCCCAAAAGCCAAAAUCAGGAGUAGGUUCUGGCUUAGAACGUUUAUUAUUGUAUUACAUGGUAGCUAAUGGAGAAAUUUAGCCCAGAUAGCACUAUCAUCAUUUGCCACAGAAUUAACCUAUCCAAUGCUUCAAAUGUGAUGGACAUUGGCAUGAUGGCUUAGGCCAGCCUUCCUUCCAGAUAUUUUGGGCUAAGACCAUUGGCUGUGCCUAUAACCAAUCGCAGCUAGGAAUGGAACCUUCGUAUGAAUCAGCUCUGUGUGGAUUUUAGUGGCUGAUUCAGGAAUGGCUGAGGGUGCCUCUGGUGUACAAAACUGUAUUUCCUAUGAUUGAUACAUAAAAUUAAAGGCAUAUAGGACUGUCUGCCUCUUAGAAGUGUCUACAUUGUCAUGGGACUAUCAUAUCACAUAAAAAGAUGCAAUUAGGGUGACUUGACUACAUAAACAAAAUUUGGGACCUAGUUAAUAUUAAAACAGAAGCCCCCACUCUAGUACAGAGCAAACCAACUCACAAAUAUAUAAGAUGGGACAGGCUGUGAAAACUAAGUUGCUCUUUGUACACUGGAAUCAGUGGGAGAUUGCAUUUCCAUUAGAAAACGGGAACUUGUAUCUAUCAGAUGAAAACUCGUUGUGUGUCUGUGUGUAGCAUCUGUGUCUUGUCAGCCAGUCAUGUUUAUUAAUUACAUAGCUCUCUAUACCUGUAGUGAGGCAGAGUAUAUUGUUAAUUAAAUCAUGAAUUUCUGCUUGACAGUAUUCUUUUCUCACAUUUUGAAGGUUCCUAGAGGCACUGAAUAGUGUCUUGGAUAAGUAUCUCCCCAAGAUCUCUGAUGUGGACUUACUGAAAGCUGUGUAUUCGUUCUGCAUUUUAGGAUACUUCCCCCAAUCUGCACUUAAGCAGCUUCUAGUAGAUGAAACCCUCCACAGUCUGGUAGCAGCAGGUCAGAUAUUCAUCUUGACUCAUAUACUUCCUUAAAUGAAAGCUGACGCCAUAGCUUUAGAUUGUGAAUGAAAUGUGUUAUUUGUUUGCAAAAUCAAUACUGUGUUUUAGAGUUCCUUAAAUUAGUCCUAUAAUAAAAAAGUGCAUUAAAUGCUCAUCUUCGCUUUCAGCAGAAAACAACUGCUUAUAGUGCUUUGGUAUAUUAGUUUUGCAGUUUUCUUCCCUGUGCCCACGUAAGAAACAAGGAAAGUUCCAGUGCGUUUUUAUUCUGUCGCAUUAGGGUGCUUGAUUUGCCACUGUGGGUAGCCUCAAACAAAGCACAAUAGUUUCUGUUUCCGCAAUGGAACUCCCCCCCCCCCCCACAUUAUUGUUAAAUAAUUUAAUCUGGGUGACAGAUGCCUCAACAAACAAAACAGGAAUUCAGUGAUCUACAAAAUGUAGUUUUCCAUGGGUAUUUGGAUGACUAAAAAUCAGAAGCUUUUUGUCAAAGAACACUUACCGUCAGCUGGAGAGAGGUGGCGGUUGUGGUCUGGUGCAGUGAGUUGGGGCAGCCGAGGGAGGACAUUGCUUUCUUCUCCCCCAGCCAUGCUGCUUGCUGGAGCUCACCCACAACUGCGGGCGAGCUAGGGGGCACAGUUUGGGAGCAGACCAGAUGGAAGACUUCUUCCUGCUGGUCCAGUCCCUGGCGAUAAAAGCCAGCCAUGCCCAGGUCUCAGCCUCAGUCGUUGCUGGAUUCCCCCACGUACCCUCCCAAUCUUUAUGCCUACGGGCUGCCCAAGGAUACACCGGCAAGCCCUGUGUAGGACUUCGCUAUUUAAGUCCUCGGCCGCUGUAUUUGGGGUCAGGAAGUGUCCUGCCAUCAGACUAGCAUUUUGCCUCCCUCGUAGCAACUGUCACAGCUUUGUGGGGGAUAAGGCAUUGGGUUGGAUCCCUAGUUAAAUUGGACAGGGUGUGCUUCCCCCCACUCUGCUCUUAGGGAUCAGGGUAUCCCCUUAAAGGGAUCCUGUGGGAGGUGCUUCUGUCCAGACACCAAAAUAGGGUGCUGAUGGGCCACAGCACCCUGCAAUGGUCAUCUUGGGGGGCGGGUGUCACCCUGAUUUGUUUUAUGCCAUAGGGCGAUCCUUAACCUUGGUUAACCCUGCCAAAUCGACCAGCAGUCAGGAUACACACCCAGUGCCCACGCCAAAACCUGCUGACACCUGUAAUCAAUAAUGUUGGGGCUUGAUUAAAUCCCAGUUUGUCCUGUGUUUAUUGCAACUAUUUUCUGCCUCAGUGCCACCACCCGCAGCUCCACUGGACCUGGGCUCACAAAUCUUCCUCCCCCCUUUUUUCUUUGCACUGUACAUCACUUAUUUCCCCCAGAAUGCAAACCUCAAGGUAAAAUGCAGUAGAAUAGUGGUAACUCUGCAGUUGAUGCCACUGUGUUGUUUUGUGGUGGGUUGUUUAUUUUUGCAAGCUGUUUUGGAUACUGUUAUAGAUAAGCAGUCUAAACAGAUUUUUAAAUAAAUCAGUUCUCCCUGUCAGGAGCUCGUCCUACACUCGAGUAGGACCCUGGCAGAGACACAUGCCCGACUGGCAUGUUCUCUCCCUCCUGGUCGAUCGUUCGGGAGCUUCAAAAGCUUUCUUCAGCCCGAACAUCACAGCGACCGAUGCCAACAGACAUCGGCACACUUAGGGAUCCGCAGAGUCUUCGCAGCUUGCGUAACAGACCUCAGCAACUCAGCAUUUUGACUAAUCUACUUUAUUUACAUAUAAACACACACGGAGCACUGCAGCAUGGCUCCCUCUCUCUCUAGCAUCAGACAGCAAAGAGAAUGAACAAAGGACAAUAGUCCCACUUCACAGAACACAGUAACACAAACAUCCUGUCUCCAUCACUUCCCACUUUGUGGAGUCAAAACAUACACCGUCAGGUGAUAGACAACAAUCCUAUGACUGCAGUCAUGGAGCAGUAAUUCUAACACUCCCACCUCUUCUUUUAUAAAGCAGUAUCCCCCUCCUUCCCCUGUGCUAGUUGCUCACUUUCCCCCUACCUGAUGACCAGGUAUCCUAUAGCCUCUGGGUGGUAUUCACCUAAAUUUUACUCAGAGUAGAACCUUAAUUUCAGUGAUUCUACUCUAGUAAAACCUAGGUGAAUACCACCAUGCGGUCUAGCCACUUGUUUAUCUUGUAGGGCAUUAGAGCAGGUUUAUUUCAAUGAAGUCAUGUAAAAAUAUUAAACUACGGUUCAUCAAGACUUUUCCUGCUACAGAAGAACUGUAUGUAAAGGUUGUUUGAAAAUAAUAUUGCUGUUUCUUUUGUUUUCCCCAGAUGGCCAGAAUAUAGAGCAGAAUGAAGUAAUGUUGCAUACCAUAAAUGCUUGUUUAAACCUCGAUAGGAAUUGUUUCACUAAGCCAGCAGCCUUAUCGGUGAAGGAACUACCAUCAACCCCUGCUUUUAGUUUUCCUGACGUUAAGGAGGUUCUGCUUUCACUGUUGGGAGAUGAAAGUCUGUUUCGAGCAAACGUACCAGUGGUUCACGGUUUCUCUCUAGGUAUGGGAGAGCGCAUUACAAUUACUGCCUGGCAAUUUGCGGAAAACUGAGGAGGGCAAAGUGGCUUGAGCAGAAACUUACCAGUAGUAGCUUUGUUGUGAUCUGCGGUUGCAUGAUUAAAGUAGAUUAAAGCAGUUUGUUGUCCUAGCACAACAAAUCUAACAAAGAAUCUUGACUUCUUGCAAUCUGGAAAGUGACCAGGAAAUGUAAAGUGUGGCACGAAAUGAAUGUUUGAUGGGAAGACAAGUAAACACCGCACAAGAUAAUCAGCAUGAAUGGUGUCGUCUCUCCACAAACAGAUUAAAACAGAUGCUCAAAGAAGACCAGAAAUAAUUUAACCACCACAAUUGCGCAUGCAAAUGAGGAUGAACGCAGGUCAUCUGGUGGGGAGAGAGGGUUACUUCUGCUAAUUUCAGUGGGCCAGACAGAGAGGAGCUGAGGCUCAGAUCUUUCUGGAAAUGGUACCUUCUCAUUUGGAAGCUCUUGCCCUUUGCCAAAUCCCUCCUGAGUGUGGGUCCUGUUGAGAUUCCUGCAUUGCAGGGGGUUGGACUGGAUGACCCUCUGGGUCCCUUCCAGCAGUACAGUUCUUUGAUUCCUUUCUCAGCAGUGAGAGAUAUUAGCGUUGCGCAUGCCAAAAUGCCAAUUUAUCCAUUUGUGCACCUUUCAUUUCUGGAUAAAACCAUGGCAUUGGAAAUAAAUGCUUGAAUUGCACCUGGCACAAAUUAACGCCACUCCAUGGUCUGAGGAAAAUAUCCAGCGUGUGCUGGAUUCUGGCUCAUAUCUGCAAUUUCCCUUUCUUUCCAUUUAAACCUGCCUUUCCCCAGGCUGCUGCAAGAGUUGUACUUGCCUUUAUUAGUGGCUGUAAAAAUUUAUAGCCCUGAUAAUGUAUAUUUGGUAUAACUGUUACUAAAACACUAGUGUUUGCACAUUUUCUUUUUACUGCACAUUCCUGAAUAGAGUGCAAUCUUGUAACAAUUUAUUUUAUAAGAAUGUAAUAUUUUCCUUUUUUUCAGAUUUUGAAAUCUUAAUGGAUGCAGAGAAGGGAAUAGUGAUACCAAAUGCUGAAGUGACAGAUAAGUCUGACAUUCAAAGGUACCUUUAGCUUGAGGACAGGGUUUCUUUCCAUUUUUAUUUCAUGGGCUUUUUCCAGCCUCAACUGUUUAGCUUUCUUAAUCUUCCAAGACAUUAAGAGUUAAUUUAUUUGGGUGGGUGGUCCAUAUAUUUUAGUGAAGAGGUUAGUCAGAAUGUCCUGGAAACAUAAUUUCAGUGGAGAGCUAUAACAAACACUUUGCCUUAUUUUCUGGUGUAUUUGUAUUACAAAUGUAUUUACUAACUAGAUCAUAGGCACUUGCUCACCUGAUAGUUUAUGGCAAGGAAUUUGAUAACUAAAACAAAAAUGUGAGGCUUUGAUAACCCCCCACUGGACACUCUCAAGAGUGCCUUGCGAGUCAGAAGUGGCGACGUGUUUUUUAAAAAGAAAAUAAGCGUCAAUGUAAUUGUCACUGAACACGCACACAUACGGGCCUUCUGCCCCGUGAUCCUUGUUUCAGUACACUGUUAGUUGCAGUGUCCUUCAGACUAGUGCGGCCAAGUUCAUGACUUUCGUAGACAUCAUUACUGCUUCUCUUGGUAAUAGGAUAGCCGUGCUGUGUGCUCCUGCGUCCGCGCUCUGUUUUGCGUCCAAACAUUCCCGAGGGAGGUUGGCCAUGAGGAUGAGACACCUGCGUCUUCUGGGCUAUCGCGUGAUUCUGGUAAGGGAAGCCAAAAUGUUGCUCCAUCAGAAAACUUGGAACUCUGUUAAUUUCAGUAGUCUCGGGCAGGCUGUAAGAAAAAUUUGAAAGCAAAACAAGGUACGGGUGACAUUCCAGGCCCCUGUGUGUAUACACCAAAUCACAUAAAAUGGGGAACACCCUGUGUGUCUGCUGAGAAAAUCCCACUGUCUCUCCAGCUCGUGCAGAGACCCUCCCCAGAUCCUGAAGGCUCCUGCCCCUAACUGUGCAAGCCCAGGCAUCCUCUUCGGGCCCUGGGCAGUGUCUCAUGAGUCAGAGGCUUGUUGAGGCUGCAAAGCUAACACACAGGGAACCUUCCCAGCAUGUCAGCUGAGCUGGUUAACCAAGCGCCUCUGUCCUUCUGGUUUAUUUCCCCUAAUAUUUGCACGGCUGACAGGUGGGGAAACGGCUGAGGCUGCUGUUGUCAGCUGUUAGCCAGGGAGGCUGAGCAGUUCAACAAAGCCCUGCUGCCCCUCUGCCCACUUUUGGCUCUAGGGAGGGUCUCCUCACGAGCCAGGAGGGCUUUUGAGGGUGCUCCCCAUUUCUGGGUACUUGGCACCGUGUAUGUGUGUGGUCGUGAGCAAACAGAAUGCACGCAAGUGAGGAGCUGCUUGUAUUAAUCUGUGUCUCUGGAUAAAAGCACUUUUAUUUUAAAUACCCGAAUGCCUGUGUUCGCAGGCUUUGCCUAAACUUCACAAUAAAAAGGCAAAUUAUUUACCGUAUUUUUUGCACCAUAACACUCCUCCUAGAAAGUAAGGGGAAAUGUCUGUGCGUGUUAUGGAGGGAAUGCCUGCGGGUGGCGGGGGGGAUCUGCUGCAGUCGUGAGCAGAGGAUCCAUGGUUCCCCUUCCUUCCCUCCUCCGUGGCUCGCUUUGAAACAGUAAAGCGGGAGAAGAGCCACUGAGUGGGGAGGAGAGAGGGACAGAGAGCCUGCUUCUUUAAAGGAGCAAAGCGGGAGAGGAGAGGAGCCUUCUCCCCUUAUACCCCUCUUCUGCAUUAUUAGCAGCAUCCUUCUCCACCCACCCCACGCGUGCUUCUUCUCCCCUUAAACCCCUCGCCUGCAUUAUUAGCAGCAUCCUUCUCCACCCACCCCACGCGUGCUUCUUCUCCCCUUAAACCCCUCGCCUGCAUUAUUAGCAGCAUCCUUCUCCACCCACCCCACGCGUGCUCCUUCUCCCCUUAAACGCCUCUUCUGCAUUAUUAGCAGCAUCCUUCUCCACCCACCCCACGCAUGCUCCUUGUCCCUUGAGUGCUUUUCCUUCCCUCCCCACUUAAAACGUGGUUACAAAGCAUGGAUCCACAUGGAUCCUCAGGAUUUUUGCAUUGGGCUACUCCAAACUCACUGUCAGAUCACAUGUCUGUGGCCACAGCAUGAACCACAAAAAUCAUACAUCCACUGUUUCAUUUAGAAUAUUUUUUUUCUUGUUUUCCUCCUCUAAAAACUACGUGCGUGUUAUGGUCGAGUGCGUGUUAUAGAGCGAAAAAUACGGUAUAUUAGUUUGGAACGUGGCUUAAAUAUAUAUAUUAAUUGAUAUAUUAAUUCUUGAACUUUGGAAACGUGGGCGUACACAUGCAGACGAUUAUGCUGUUUAUGGAGCAAUCCAAGCCCCUUUUCUACCACAGAGGUGUUCCUCUGCCCAGCUCAUCUCUACUGGUAAAGGGGCUCCGCCGCACUCACCAAGGGCAUGGGUGGGCAGAUGGUGAUUUCUCUGCUGGUAAUAGCCAGCGAAAGCUUCUGCAGUGAAUCCUGGUGCUGGCAAAGAAAAGAAUGGGGCUGGUGUGAAUGGCAGGGCUGUGGAUCCAACAGUGGCUCUGGCCUGCCACUCCCAGGUGGAAGAUUAGGAUUCCUGCUUUAUUCUUUAUAAAUCACCUAAAACGUACAGGUCUUUUGUAAUUCGGAUGAAAACUGACAUGAUUUCAUUCUUCCUUUUUUUCUGUUCAGGUUCAUUAUCAGGAAUUCCAGAAACUGAAGAAAGACGAGGCAGUUGAGUUCUUAAAGGGAGAAAUAUUUUCAACAGAGACACACUUGGAUUCUCAUUAGAACAUCCAGGAUCACUGUUUAAAUUAAUAUACCAAAUUGCUUUUUUCCUUUUUGCAUUUUAAGAAAAUAAAUGAAUAAGAUUCCCUCAUUGCCUGUCCUUGCCUUAGAAUUCUGUUGACUCAGAUUUGUUAUAGACUGAGGAAGGAUGAAUUUUUAGCCUCUGGUAGUAUUUAUCACUUUUGAGUCCUCACUGUUCAGCGAAGACUGCAGAACAUAUGUUUCAAGUAAAUAAAACUAAUCAUCGGUUGCCUCUAUCCUUAG
Messenger RNA from Podarcis lilfordi (Lilford's wall lizard), 15249 nucleotides. The record is from the annotation of a GenBank genome assembly. Lineage: Eukaryota; Metazoa; Chordata; Lepidosauria; Squamata; Lacertidae.